UUUUUUAUAGAUCAAUUAUCUACGACAUUAUCAAAUAAAUAUUAUGGUUCUUCUUGUUCAAACAGAAAGAAUUAAAGAAACAUUAAAAAGAUAUUCCUCAUUAAAUAUAGGAAAAGAUAUUUCAGAAUAUUUAAAAAGUGAUUUUAUUCCUCAUUCUGUAAUUAUAGAUAUUUCAGCAUCUUUAAAAAAUAUAAAUCAUGAUAUUCAAAAAAAAGAAGACACUUUGGACUAUAUUUUAAGAGGAACAUAUAUAUAUCAUGAAAAAAAAACUCAGAAAAAUAAUACAAAACAAAAUCAUUUAUUAAAAAUGCAUUCUAUUGCACAAGAAAUAGACUAUCAAAGACUUAUAGGUAUACAUGAUCCAUAUUAUAAAAACAAAGAACUCAGUAAAACUGAAUUACGCUUAAUCAAAAAUCAAAUAUUUACAAUAAUUAAUAUUCUUGUAACAAUAUUUAGUAUUAUAAUUGCUAUUUGGAUAUGGUGUAAAAAUUGGAACAUACCAAUGAGAAUUAUAGCAGCUUUAAGCUCUGGUAUACUAAUUGCUAUUGCUGAAAUCGUUCUAUAUAAUCAUUAUUUAUCAAGUAUUAAAAAAAGACAAGAUUUUCAAAGAAAUAAACCUAUAAAAAAAGAAAUAAUAAACUCUAUAAAAUUUCAAGGUAAAAAUACAUAAUAUAAACAUUUUAAUUCUAUUUAUUAUACAAAUAUCGCUACUA
Messenger RNA from Pneumocystis carinii B80, 713 nucleotides. RefSeq lists its product as hypothetical. Bases 44 to 670 code for a protein of 208 amino acids. Gene Ontology annotation, biological process: vacuolar proton-transporting V-type ATPase complex assembly. Gene Ontology annotation, cellular component: endomembrane system. The record is from RefSeq and is a predicted model, not a curated record. The transcript has 3 exons. NCBI's taxonomy places the organism in Eukaryota, Fungi, Ascomycota, Pneumocystomycetes, Pneumocystales, Pneumocystaceae.